AUGAGCCCAGUCGCAAAAACCACCAUCGCCGGGAAGCCGGUUGGCCCCGUUGGCUAUGGCCUUAUGGGUCUAACGACGUGGGACAACGUCGGGUACGAAGAUGCCGCCAAGGCCAUGAAGGCAGCACUUGAGCAGGGCGCAAACUUCUGGAACGGCGGCAUGUUCUACGGCACGCCAGAGGCCAAUUCGCUCCACCUGCUGAAGUACUACUUCACGAGAUACCCAGAGGACGCCGACAAGGUCGUCCUCUCAAUCAAGGGCGCAUAUGACCGGGCGACAAACACGCCGCAGGGCAGCCCGGAGGGCAUCCGGGCGUCGGUGGAGGAGGCGCUGCGCGUCCUUGACGGGGUCAAGAAGAUCGACGUGUUCGAGAUGGCGCGCGUGGACCCAAGCGUGCCCGUCGAGACGAGCGUCGCGGCGCUGGCGGAGCUGGUCCGGGAGGGCAAGAUCGGGGGGAUCGGCCUGAGCGAGGUCAGCGGGGCCACGAUCCGGCGGGCAGCCGCGGUGGCGGAGAUCGCGGCGGUGGAGAUCGAGCUGAGCCUGUUCACGACGGAUGUGUUGGGCAACGGGGUGUCGGAUGCGUGUCAUGAGCUUGGUAUCGCGCUCGUGGCGUAUAGCCCGGUCAGCCGCGGAUGGCUCACUGGGGAGUUCCGGAAGCCUGAGGACAUUGCGGAGAACGACUUGCGGCGUCACCUCCCGCGUUUCCAGCCGGGGGCGUUUGAACAGAAUUUCAAGCUCGUCGAGGCCGUGGAGAAGAUUGCUAAGCGCAAGGGCGCAACAGUGGCACAGGUAGCCAUCGCUUGGGUGAGACGACAGGGAGCCAUUCCCAUCCCGGGGUCGAGGAGGGUCGAGAGGGUGGUGGAGAACUGCCAGGAUGUGGAAUUGAGCGCGGACGAUCUGGCAGAGAUCCAGACACUGCUGGAGUCGCUGCCCAUCACAGGAGGGAGGUAUCCUGCCGCGUUCGAAUCGCUCUUGAACCAGUAG
Molecule: messenger RNA, 984 nt
Organism: Diaporthe citri
Lineage: Eukaryota; Fungi; Ascomycota; Sordariomycetes; Diaporthales; Diaporthaceae
Exons: 4
Coding region: 1-984 (327 amino acids)
Cellular component (GO): cytoplasm
Source: RefSeq, a predicted model, not a curated record